This is a messenger RNA of Pecten maximus, 2682 nucleotides long. Its product is annotated as calcitonin gene-related peptide type 1 receptor-like. Gene Ontology annotation, molecular function: G protein-coupled peptide receptor activity. The transcript has 13 exons. Bases 138 to 2024 code for a protein of 628 amino acids. Gene Ontology annotation, cellular component: plasma membrane. Lineage: Eukaryota; Metazoa; Mollusca; Bivalvia; Pectinida; Pectinidae. The record is from RefSeq and is a predicted model, not a curated record. Gene Ontology annotation, biological process: cell surface receptor signaling pathway; adenylate cyclase-modulating G protein-coupled receptor signaling pathway.
CCGGCGAGGGAGCAUGUAAACAUGGAGUGCCUAGUUUGUAAUCUGUUGAUGUAAGGAGAGAAAACAUGGAGUCGACAAGCUAAAACCUUAUUGAGAUCCAUGUCAAUUAAACAGACAUUUAGGUGCAAAGCGGAAACAUGACGACAACAGUACACAGGCGGUAUCUCUUCUUUCAUUUCAUUUUCUUCGUAUUUUUCAAGUGUGCCGUUUCCAUGGAUAUAAGACCAACCAAUCUACCUGUAACAGAUUUACAGCCGAAAUAUUGCCGAGAUCGAGGCUCAAUUCGAAGUACGUUUCAUUAUCGUAUAUCCACGUGUUCGGAGUGUUACCUGUACCUGUUUAUACGGAACCCAGUGUUUCGGAAAAUAAGUGUUACAUGGAGGAAUGAAAAUAUAACAUUUCUUAGAAAUAAAAAAGGAGACAUUCGUUCUUUACCCGACAUUACGAACACGACUAGUAUGAACGAGGUGUGUCACACGAUCAAAGGCGAGCAGUAUGACUGUGAGGACUGGAAGAAGUGUUGUUCAAGUGCAUGGAAAUGUUGUGAAAAGCAGUUGGAAAAUCCAACAAACCCCGGACAUGCGCAGUGUCCGCAGACCUGGGACGGGUGGGCCUGCUGGGAUUUUACAGACAAAGGGACAACAACGAAUCAAGUGUGUCCAUCGUUUUUAAAAUAUAUCAUCCUGGAAAUGAAUCCCAAAGUAACGAAGCAGUGUACAAUUAACGGCACGUGGUGGAUAGACCCUACGUCACACAAGGAACGCUCAGAUUAUACCACGUGUGUUCCCACCGAGUACCUCAGCCUUCUUAAGGUCUACAAAAAUUCAAUAAUUGUCGGGAUAUCGCUGAAUGCUUUUGGAAUUCUGCUUCUCAUACCUGCAAUCAUCGUCUUCAUCUUUUACAGACAGUUACGUAGACAGUUGAGGAUUCGAAUACACAUUCAUCUUUUCAUUUCGCUUCUGGUAUAUGGGGUAAUCUGGAUGUUUUGGGAUGUAUUGGUCAAGUAUAACAGGCUUGUCAACGACGGAACUCACUCUCUCGUUCACACUGACCAGAACAGUUGUAAGUUCCUGAACAUACUCCGUCGAUUUGCCCGGAUCACCCCGUUUUUCUGGAUGUUGUGUGAGGGAUUCUUCCUCCAUACCUUACUGAUGAAGGCCUUUGAGCCCCCUAAACACAUUAUCGGAUACUACUUUGUAGGUUGGGGGUGCCCGGCCUUUUUCGCCAUACUGUAUGGAAUAUUGAGGAAGACAUUAGCAGACGACCAGUCAUGUUGGAUCCAGCCGCCAGAGGGAGCCACUGGUGGUAUUGAGUGGAUCAUUACAGCCCCUAUGUUGAUCUGUAUAGUGAUAAAUCUUUUCCUAAUGUUGAACAUAAUUCGAAUUGUUAUCCGACAAGUAUCGUCCCAUCCACAAGAGCCGCGGAGUUACAGACAGGCGAUCAAGGCGACAUUUAUACUGGUACCACUGUUCGGUGUCCACGUGUUUUUUAUUAUCUACCUGGUACCACCCGACCAGAAGGCGUUUGACUUUUUCCAGAUGGCAUCUACAAUUGUAUACAACUCACAGGGAAUAAUUAUAUCGCUAAUAUACUGCUAUUUCAACGGAGAGGUUUCAUCACUUAUUAAAGCCAGUUAUAGAAUACGGCGAGACUCUGCUUUCAUCGGUGACUCUAGAAGAAGUUUAACAUACCAAUCAAACCUGCGACGAUUAUCUAAUGUGUCCACAGAUGUCCAAAAUGGCGGCCAGCCAAGCAGGACGGCGUUACGACGAAGCAGUUCUGGAAGCUUAUGUCCGAAUGGAGACCAAAAUGAUUCUAACCAUAUACGUUUAUCUGUGAUACGUGAAAAUGGGCAUGCAAGUGAAAAUGGACAUAUUCAUAGCGAGAGAAUUAUAAGUGAAAAUGAAAAUAAAAGAAAAAAUGGAAAUAAACGCGAAAAUGGAAAAAUAUGUGAAAAUGGAACUAUAGGAGAAAACGCAAACGGAUGUGUGAAUCAUACAAUUUGUGAUGAUAAUGAUAUGUGAAUCAUACAAAAAGUGAUGAUGAUGAUGAUAUGUGAAUCAUACAAAAAUGAGGAUAAUGAUAUGUGAAUCAUACAAUUAGUGAUGGUAAUGAUAUGUGAAUCAAAAAGUAAGUGCUGGAAUUUAUACACGAAUAAAAUGAAUUAGGGCUGACAUUGGAGAAAGCAAAAUAAUGUAAGAAAUGGAUCCCCAAUUCGACAGAUAUGGCACAGUUUCUAUUAUAGAAAUAUGCUGAGGCUAUCUAAUAUUUCUGUUGAAGUUUAACUUUAAUCAUUUUACACUAUUAAGCCUGAACACCCAAUCCAAAGAUUCAAGAUAUUACCCCCAUUGUUAUUAUGUGUUGACAUGCCUCCGUAGCUUACAUUUGAUUUACGUUUGGAGCUAUGUGGCUUUCUUAACGGUCCUCUUGGAAAAUGCAACGCAACUCUUGUAACCAAUCAGAAUCAACGUUACAGUGACGUCAUGUUUAUGUUACGGAAUACUAGUAACAUUAUAUUUAAGCCAAUAGAAAUGUUUGUUUCAAGCAAGAUUAAAAAAUAUAAACAUGAGACGAUAAGGCGAUCAUAUUUUUUAAUAUAGUAAUAACAUAAUCAUGUUCCUAUAGCGUAUGUAUGCCAUUUCCGUUACGGCAUUAUACAUGUGACAUUCCAAUGAUUUACAC